AUGGCUUCUUUUGCAGUUCCACCAACCUCGGGUUCUUCUGCAAUUCCAAUUGUUGCUCCAACUACAACCAAAGACACUCAAAAAAAUCAAAAUAUUAAAAAUAAUACUAAAUCGCGUACUUGUAGAAAUUUAAUCAUACAUGGUUAUUGUAAAUUUGAAGGAAAAAGUUGUGAAUUUAAUCAUGAAUUUGUAGGCUCUCCUCAAGAACAGAAAUUUUAUGAUGGCGAUGAUCAAGAUGGUCCUUUGUUUGAUCAAUCUGUAAAUUUCUUCCCACCUCAAUCUACCACCACUUCUUCAUCUUUUUUAUUAUCCUCUGGUGGCGGAGUAGGAACUCGUGGUUUGAAUGCACUCGCUAAUUCGUUUGCAUCCUUAGGAUUAAACAAUAACGUUAAAAUACCGUUGAGUGAAUCAGCUACUCAUCAUCAUCAGAUUAAUAAUACAAGUUAUUACACUACUUCACAUUACUUGGAUCCAUUUUUAUAUCAAAGCCAGGAGGCUCUAUUGCCACAACCACUUCAGUAUCAUCUUUACACAUCACCCCUGCCACAUGUAUCAAAUUUACACCCACACCAAAAAACUAUUCAUGCUUUUUUUAUGUCGGACCAUUUACGCGAAGAGUUGCAACAAAAAAACGAAGCAACUUUGAAAACAGUAAAUGCCAAAGAUUAUAAUUUACCUGAGGAGUUGCAUGUAUACCAUUCUUUAUGUCCGCUUGAUGAACGUCAAGAAAAAUCUGUAAAUAUUUUUGGGUAUCCAACUUGGGCAUAUAAGUCAGUAAGCAAUGUUGAUGGACGGGUAUAUUGUUUGAGGCGUGUUGAAGAAAGUUGGAGAAGAGUUAGACAUGCAAAUAUCGUUUCUAUACGCGAAGCAUUUACAACAAAAGCUUUUGGUGAUAAUUCACUUGUCUUCGUGUACGAUUAUCAUCCUUUAUCACAGACCUUAUUCGAUAAACAUUUUGCCGCCCCUCCCAUUCCAACGAACUUAUCAAACUCGCAAAAUGGCAUUACUAACGUAAUCGGUAACAUUCCCGAAAAAGUUUUAUGGAGCUAUAUAACACAACUCGCUUCUGCCGUGAAGACUAUUCAUUCUGCUGGUUUAGCUGCGAGAGUAAUUGAACCAACUAAAAUUCUAUUAACAAGUAAAAACCGAAUACGAAUUAAUUGUUGUGGUGUAAUGGAUAUGUUAUCAUAUGAUGGCGGAAAAAACAUUCCUCAUUAUCAGUUAUUAAUCUCACUUGCGUGUAAUUCUCUAUCGUCUGUUCACAAUCUUCCAAAAUCAAUCGAUUACGUUACUCGACAAUAUUCUCCUGAUUUUAAGAAAGUUAUUUUGUAUUUGUUAAGUAAACCACUUCCAAUGAAAUCAAUAGAUGACGUCAUAGCGAUGAUCGGUCCACGUCUAGUACAUGAAAUUAAUAGUGCCCAUCAUUAUAGUGACUUUUUAGAAAGCGAAUUAUCUCAAGAAUUAGAAAAUGGAAGAUUAGUACGCUUGUUAUGUAAAUUUGGAUUUAUUAAUGAACGUCCAGAAUUUGAUAUGGAUCCAAGUUGGUCGGAAACAGGCGAUAGAUAUUUAAUUAAACUCUUUAGAGAUUACGUUUUUCAUCAAGUGGAUGAGAAUGGUUAUCCAGUAGUUAACAUGGCACAUGUUCUAACAUGCUUAAAUAAGUUGGAUGCUGGUGUUGAUGAAAGGAUUAUGCUUGUUUCAAGAGAUGAACAAUCAUGUCUUAUCGUCUCUUAUAAAGAAAUAAAAAAUUGUAUUGAUUCAGCAUUCAGAGAUCUUUCUAGAAAAAAAUCGAAUAAUAAAUGA
Entrophospora sp. SA101 is the source of this 1803-nucleotide messenger RNA. Lineage: Eukaryota; Fungi; Glomeromycota; Glomeromycetes; Entrophosporales; Entrophosporaceae. The record is from the annotation of a GenBank genome assembly.